AUGACAACGGAAAUGAUUGAUUUGCAAGAUGGUCAUCCAAAUCAUCGAUUGUGGCAAAAAAUGAUUGAUACAGGACGUUCAUCAGCUGGUAACUGUGCGAAUUUACUACGCAAUGAUGCAUCAAUAAAUACAGUUGAAGAAUUUCUUGAUACACUCAUUAAUUCAAGUCAUUAUGAUAGGCGCAUUCGGCCAUUUUUUGAUCAACAUAAACCGUGCAAUGUGACAAUGACGAUUCAUAUUAAUACGAUUUCAGCCAUCAAUGAAGUUAACAUGGAUUAUAAUACAGAUUUGAUUUUUCGUCAAUCAUGGUAUGAUCCAAGAUUAAAUUAUUCAGGAACAGAUUGGGCAAAAAAAUCACCACAAAUCACAUUGCAUUAUUCACUUAUUGAUCGUAUAUGGGUACCUGAUUCAUUUUUUCGUAAUGCUAAAGAAGGUAAACGUAGUGAUAUAACAGUACCCAAUCGAUUAAUUCGUAUACAUCUGGAUGGAAAAGUACUUUAUAGUCAAAGACUUUUACUUAAGCUUGAUUGUCAAAUGAAAUUACAGAAAUUUCCACUUGAUAAUCAAACCUGUGUUGUCAAUAUUGGCAGUUACGGUUUCGAUACAAAUGACUUGGCAUUUUUUUGGGAUGAAGCUCAAAAUAUAAGUGCUAUUCGAGUUAAUGAAGAUCUGGAAAUGCCUGAUUUUGUUCUAAGUAAUCAUGAAGCACGAUAUUGUAAUCGAACAACAGCAACAGGCAGUUUUACAUGCCUUCUUGUUGUUCUACAUUUAAAACGUUUAUUUGGUUAUUAUCUUGUUCAAGUUUAUAUACCAUCAAUGCUCAUUGUAAUCCUUUCAUUUGUUUCAUUUUGGAUUGAUCAUAAAUCGGUUCCAGCAAGAAUUUCAGUCGGACUUUUGACUGUUCUUACCGUUACUACUCAAAGCUCAGGUAUACGAUCACAACUUCCGCGUGUGUCAUAUAUCAAAGCAAUUGACGUAUGGAUGUCAGCAUGUCUGGUUUUUGUUUUUGCUGGUUUACUUGAAUAUGCAUUGGUCAAUGUUAUUGCACGUAAAGGUGAAUUAAGACAACAAGUUCGUUUUUCAAAAGAAAAAAAAAGUUCGGACAGACCACCGAAAUUAACUUUGAUUCAAAGACUACAGAAUGGCUCAUCUUUUGCUGCUGAGAGAGUUAUUGGUAAUCGUCUUGCUCAAGUACAUUUUUAUAAAAAAGAAGAUACACAUGGUAGUGGUGAAACAAUGGAAACACUAGUUCAUAAAUCAAGUAGUGGUGGUGGUGAUAGAAAUACAAGUGGUAAUGCUAGUUCACAUGUACAAUAUUCAUCUAUGUCAAAUGCAAAUGCAUCAUCAUCAACACAACUCAAUGCAACACCACAAGUGGUCUUACCACAACCAGCUCGAAUAACAAAAGCUGCUAAACCUGUUCGUGACAGUGCACAAUUUGUCGAUCUAGUCUCUGCAGUUCUUUUUCCUGUUGCUUUUAUUGUAUUUAAUAUUAUUUAUUGGAUGGUCUACCUUAAUAUGCACGUUGAAAAAAUAAAAUGGACAAUUGAAGAAUUUAAUGAUAUAUUUAAACGAUUUCGAUGUUCAGUUACAGCUAAUUAUUGGCAAAGUCUACAAGCCCGUGUUUAUGAAAAACAUAAUCAUUAA
Rotaria sp. Silwood1 is the source of this 1647-nucleotide messenger RNA. NCBI's taxonomy places the organism in Eukaryota, Metazoa, Rotifera, Eurotatoria, Philodinida, Philodinidae. The record is from the annotation of a GenBank genome assembly.